AUGAAUAGAUUCAAGGACUUUAAAGAGGAUAUAAAUACAGGCCUUAAUGAAGACAGUGAAGAUACAAAAUUGAAUGAAAUGAAGAAAACAUUUCAAGACAUGAAAGUACAAAUUAACAAAGAAUUAGAAUCACUAAAGAAUACCCAAACUGACCUAAAACUGGAAAAGAAGACUCAGAAACUCAAACAAAAUCUCAGAGCAGGCACUACUGUACACAGCAUCAGCCCUCAGGCUGUGUGGCAGCUUGUCAUUGUAGUCAAGGGCACCAUGCCAAGGAGUCAUUUCUUGCAGGAGUAUAACAUCUAUGGCUGCUACUGUACCUUUGUCAGCUUGAACAACUGGGUGAAAGACUUAGACAAGUGCUGCCGGACUAGUGACAACUGCUAUGCUCAGGUCUAUGACCUGGAAAACUGUACAUUACUCUUAGACAACCCCUACACCAGCUCCUACUCCUGCUCCUGCUCUGGGAAUGAGAUCACCUGCAGCGACAAAAACAAAGCCUGUAAGGACUUCAUCUGCAACUGUGACUGCCAGGCCACCAUCUGCUUCUCCAAGGUUCCAUACAAAAAGCAGUACAAAGACCUUAACCCCAAGAAACUCUGUUAG
Molecule: messenger RNA, 606 nt
Organism: Peromyscus californicus insignis
Lineage: Eukaryota; Metazoa; Chordata; Mammalia; Rodentia; Cricetidae
Product: phospholipase A2-like
Exons: 2
Coding region: 1-606 (201 amino acids)
Biological process (GO): arachidonate secretion; lipid catabolic process; positive regulation of fibroblast proliferation
Molecular function (GO): phospholipid binding; calcium ion binding; signaling receptor binding
Source: RefSeq, a predicted model, not a curated record